GUGCGUGCGUGGAGGUGGGUAGCGGGGGUAUGGGCAGUCUCUCUAGUCACGCCGCUCACGCCCCCCAAUUCAGAGUCAGACUCACCUCUCUCGGCUCUCUGGUGGUAUCAGACAUAGUUACAGGUCACCCGCUGUCAUCACCAUGUCCGGAGAGUUGGAGUCCCUGGAGGGGUUAUUGGAGAAACAUAUCCCGGCAGAAGAGCUAGGGGAGGUCUGGAGGGUCCUCUAUGGGAGGAAACUUAGGAGUCUGGAUCUACCCACUUGUGCUCUGGAUGCUGCCUCUCAGGGAGACUUUGAAUUAAAGGGACAUAUAUUUGAGGCUGUUACAGAGCAACUAAGAAAUCCUCGGUUAGUCCGGGUGGGAUUAAUCCAGAAUAAAAUUCGGUUACCAACUACCAGUCCAGUGAAAGAACAGGUCAGUUCCCUUCACAGGCGCAUUGCAGAGAUUGUGGAUGUAGCAGCCAUGUGUGAUGUGAAAAUUGUCUGUUUCCAGGAGGCAUGGACCAUGCCAUUUGCUUUCUGUACAAGAGAGAGGCUGCCAUGGACGGAGUUUGCCGAAUCAGCCGAAAAUGGAAUCACUACCAAAUUCUGCCAGGAGCUUGCAAAGAAGCACAACAUGGUAAUUGUGUCUCCUAUCUUGGAGAGGGAUGAGGCACAUGGAGGCACACUGUGGAACACCGCUGUGGUGAUAUCAAACACAGGCGCUGUUCUUGGUAAGAGCCGGAAAAAUCACAUCCCAAGAAUUGGAGACUUCAAUGAGUCCAGUUAUUACAUGGAGGGGGAUACAGGACACAGAGUGUUCCAGACAGCAUAUGGCAGGAUUGCUGUGAACAUCUGCUAUGGCCGACACCACCCUCUUAACUGGUUCAUGUACAGCAUGAAUGGAGCACAGAUUAUUUUCAAUCCUUCAGCCACUAUCGGGGGGCUUAGUGAGUGCCUAUGGCCCAUAGAAGCAAGAAAUGCUGCGAUUGCCAACCACUGUUUCACCUGUGCCAUCAACCGCGUGGGAACUGAACACUUUGAAAAUGAAUUCACAUCAGGAGAUGGCAAAAAAGCUCAUCACGACUUAGGCCAUUUUUAUGGGUCUAGUUAUGUUGCAGCUCCUGACGGGAGUCGUUCACCUGGGUUAAGCAGGAUAAGUGAUGGGCUUCUGAUCGCUGAGCUGGACCUUAACCUGUGCCAACAGACCAGUGACAAAUGGAACUUCAAGAUGACGGGACGCCAUGAAAUGUAUGCUGCAGAGCUAACCCAAGCUGUGAGACCGGAUUUCCAACCAGACAUUGUGCGAGAGUAACUGGACAAUGAAUAAAAUUCAGAUAAAGGCUGUUACUGCAACAAUGUCACGAGAGAUGAACCCUUAGAGGUGCAACAGGUGUAUGGUAGAUGUUUAGCCAGUGAUUUUUCCACACCUCAUCCUGUCUAUACAAAUGUGUAUAUCAAUAAAAUCGAAAUUUCCAAGA
Molecule: messenger RNA, 1460 nt
Organism: Pseudophryne corroboree (corroboree frog)
Lineage: Eukaryota; Metazoa; Chordata; Amphibia; Anura; Myobatrachidae
Gene: UPB1
Product: beta-ureidopropionase 1
Exons: 10
Coding region: 143-1294 (383 amino acids)
Molecular function (GO): beta-ureidopropionase activity
Source: RefSeq, a predicted model, not a curated record